CAUCCUCAGUCAGUGAAGGGAGGCAGGGAGACCGAAGGAGCUGGAGCAGGCGGCACAGGGAUCAGCGGCUCCCGCGUUCGUCCGACACUCAACUAGAGCUGCUCUCAAGCAGUAGUGGUGAUGAUGGCGGCGGCUGUAGAGAGAGGAGGCGUCCGGGCCGCUUUCCUGAACCCAAGCAGCGGCGGCAGCGGUGGACCUGCACCGACGAUGCCUCCGACAGGAGGGCUAGCCGGGGCUGUGGUCGCGGGCUCUGGCUCCGGCAGCAUGCCUGUACCCAUGAACCUUUUUGCGACCUGGGAGAUAGACCGAUCGUCCCCGAGCUGCGUCCCGAGACUCUGCAGCCUCACGUUGAAAAAGCUGGUUGUCCUGAAAGAACUGGAUAAAGAGCUGAACUCCUUGUCUAUAGCUGUCAAAAUACAGGGUUCAAAGCGUCUUCUCAGAUCAAACGAAUACGUCCUCCCUCCCAGCGGGCUGAUGGAGACAGACCUGGAGCUCACAUUCUCACUACAGUACCCUCAUUUUCUUAAGAGGGAUGCCAACCGGCUACAGAUUAUGCUGCAGAGACGGAAACGUUACAAAAACCGGACCAUCCUGGGCUACAAAACUUUAGCCGUAGGAGUGAUCAACAUGGCUGAGGUGAUGCAGCACCCGACUGACGGGGGCCAGAUUCUAGGUCUCCAUAGCAACGUGAAGGACGCACCAGUGCGUGUCGCAGAGAUCAGCGUUUUCUCUCUGUCCAGCCAGCCCAUCGACCACGAGGACGGCAGUGGACAGGCUGGCCGCAAGACCAAAACCUCAGACCGCUCCCCUGACAUGGAUAAUGAUUCAGAGGACGAUGACGACAGCUACUCCUCGGAGCAGGAGGCCAGCGAUGACGCUGUUCAUGCCCAGGACAUGUAUGAUGAAGACGAUGAAGUCAGGAAGCCCAAGAAAAACCGGCGAAAAAUGAUCCGAACCACCUCCAUGACCAGGCAACCUAACUUCAAGCAGAAGUUUGUGGCUUUGCUGAAAAGGUUCAAAGUCUCCGAUGAGGUUCUGGACUCUGACCCAGUGGACCAGACCCAGGAGGUGGAGGAGGAUCUGGACUUACUCUACGACAGUCUGGAGGUGUACAACCAGAGCGACAGUGGGCCGGAGAUCGAUGAUAACGACAGUGUGCUGAGCACCCCGAAGCCCAAACUCAAGCCAUUUUUUGAAGGGAUGUCUCACUCAAGCUCCCAGACCGAGAUUGGAAGCGUACACAGCCAGAAGAGCCAGCAGAGAGAACUGUCGUGUCCUAGCGGAGAUUUGCUGACCGUGGACAGAUGUAAAGUGCAAGGAGGUCGAUUUCAGGAUGACAGCGUGGCAGACACAACUGCAGGGGUUCAGGAGCCGGAACCGGAGAACAGCGGUCCCACAGCAGGAGAGGCAACUAGCUGGGAUGUCAGCGCUGAACGGAUAACCAGCUCGGUUGGCAAACUCUGCAAAACCGAGUCGCAGAACCACAUGUCUCCAAGCAAAGUGGAGAACCGUCUGCAGAGACGUCCUCGCAGCACCUCCAUGAAAGACCGACAGAACUCCAAGGCUCAGAGCGACAGGACCAGCAGCAUGGAGAGCGAGUGCUCCCCAGACUCCCGACAGAUAGCACAGGUUCCCAGAAAGUCGGUGUACGACCAGCUGAACCAGAUCCUGAUCUCUGACGAACGCCUGCCCGAGAGCAUCAUUCUCAUCAACACCACGGAGUGGCAAGGACAAUAUGUAGCCGACUUGCUCCAUGAACAGGGCCAGCCCAUUGUCUCCACCUGCUCAACUGCCGAUGUUCAGGCUGCCUUCAACACCAUCGUCACUCGCAUCCAGAGAUUCUGUAACUGCAACGCACAGACACCCCCAACAAUAAAGGUGGCGGUGGCAGGCGACCAGAGUUACCUCAGCACCGUCCUGAGGUUCUUCGUGGAGCAGCUGGCCAACAAGACCCCCGACUGGCUCAGUUACAUCCGUUUUCUGGUGAUUCCCAUCGGCUCCCAUCCCCUGGCAAAGUACGUGGCUUCCUUUGACAGCCGGUUCAACAGCAUCUUCAUGGACACGGCGUGGAGGGAGCUGUUCUGCAGGACGGAGCGGCCCACGUCAGACAACAUCGACGUGGCAGGGCGGAUCGUUCAGUAUCUGGCCGGUGCCAACGUGUCCCACCAGUUCCCCAUCUCCGAAGCGAUGCUCACCUACAAGCAGAAGAGGAAAAGAAGUUUGUAUUUUGAUUUUUAUAUCAGCCCUGACGAAGACUCCUGUCAGAAGUUUGUGCCGUUUAUCGGGGUGGUAAAAGUUGGGAUUGUGGAGCAAAGCCUCUCAACGUCAAUGGACUCUGAUGAUGCGAUGGGAGGGAUCACCAGCAUCCUGUCCUCCCCACCUCCCCCGUCAUCCGGCCCGUACGGGAAGGAGAUCGGGAGCACCCCCCCACAGUCCCCCUCUGUGUCCACUACCCUAUCAGGAGCCGGUUCUCCGUGUUCGGGCAGUGAAGUGAUGGGACUCCAGGUGGACUACUGGACGUGGCAGGGCUCAGAGAAGAAGAAAGAGGGCGAAAAGAGAGACGUCGGGUUAAAGAACACCCUCAAGUGUAAUUUCCGUUCGCUGCAGGUCAGCCGCCUGCCCUGUGGAGGAGAACUCACCCCUCCACCAAGCAUGGCCAUGACCGUGGUCACCAAGGAGAAGAACAAGAAAGUGAUUUUUCUCAGCAAGAAGCCCAAGGAAAAAGAGCUGGACUCUAAGAGCCAAGUGAUCGAUGGCAUCAGCAGGUUGAUCUGCACGGCCAAGCACCAGCACACCAUGCUGAGAGUCACCAUUGAUGGUGUGGAGUGGAACGAUGUCAAGUUUUUUCAGCUCGCUGCUCAGUGGCCGACGCACGUGAAGCACUUCCCGGUGGGGAUCUUUGGAUACACGAAGCCGGUGUGAGCCACUCCGGGCUCUCCGCUGCACUCCGGAGAAUUAGAAGAAACGCCAACAGGCUCUGGCAGUCGUAGUUUUCCUGUGGAAAUCUUACAGACUCACUCGUUCAGUACACACAUUUCAUGUCGUCCCUUUGAUGUUUUUGAUGUUUGGUGUUGUUUAACUUUUGUUUUUUACACACACACACACACACACUACAAAAAGAACAAGUACUAUUUUGUAAGAGUUGUGCUACCGCCUCGGAGGUAUUUUGAGAUUUUUGACAAAUUGCCACAUUUUGAUAAUGGCAGCUGUGUUUGCACUUUGUUUUUGUUAACUUUCUAUUAUUAUUUCUGUGAAAUCCUACAUUUAUUGUUGCUCUAUAGAUAACGGAGGAGUGUGACGGUGAUGUGCAGUGAUGUGUGUGAGGUUGUCGCGGACUGUGUUGAAAGUUUGGAGUUUUGCUGUGAAUCUCGACGGGAACCUUUUCUCCUAACUCGGUUCUUGAACUCGUCCCUUUACUUUGGGAAAAGGUCAUGUUUUAUAGGAAGGAAUGUAAGUUUUCUUUUGAAUCGUUGCUUUGAAGCACACUAAAAAGAAAAAGCAAGGUAUUGGAAGGUAGCUAUAGUGAAUGUAGCUAUAAACAUUUGUAACUGCUCAGCACGUCGGUUCAUUAUUGUGACUGCUGAUGGUUUUUUUACUCCCACUGUACAGUAACAACCACUUAGAAGCAGGGUAACAACCUAUUUUAACUCAGAAGUUGAAUGCCAAGAUUAGUUGCAGCAGAGCGACCCGCUCCGGAUUUUCCACCCCCCGUGUUCAGCUUCCGGCGUACUCGCAGUAAGUAGUACAGUGAUGUGCCAAAGUGGGUUUGUACCGGAGCUCUCGCUUUGCCCAAACUUCCGUGUGUGAAACUGGGAGCAAACCGAGUCUGUGGUCCCUGUGGAGAUCAGUAUUAGAAUUACUGAGUUACUCGUUUUCACUUACCGCUCCACGUUUGGCCGAAUAGAAACAAAAGUACGCGGUAAACGGCGUAAACCACGCAGUGAGCGUCAGUAUUACCACGAGGGAAAACGACUAGCCCACAACAAAAGGAGUUUGUCUCACCCGAUGACUUGGACUCGCACCGAGACAUUUAACUGCUUCUGUGGAGACGCCCGAGUCACUGCCUGUGUGUCUGUGUAGGUGUGCUAUUAUAUAUUUGAUGGUACUCCCUGAUUACUGUUAUGUGAAACUUUUUUUUUGCGAUAGGAAAACGUUUGGACAAAGGGCCUUCUGCAGGAGUUAGCGUUUUAUAAAGUGAAGAUGUUCUAGACUGGCAUUUUUAAAUAAGACUGUAAAUAAGUAUUUACUAGACAUAUUAUCAUUAAUCCCUCCUUCUACUAAAUUGAAAGCACAAAUAGUAAACCUUUAUUUCUUGACUUAAAUGCCAAAUAUACUUCCAGAGCUCCUCUAACGAUGAAGUGGACAAUGCAAAAACACUAUAGGGUCAUGCGUUGCUGCCCGCCCGUCUCCCGCUCUUUGCGAUGCACUUUCACGUGGUUCUCAUAGUCGCUCAAAUCUGGACUCAUUUUACUUUUGUCUUCAAAUGUUUGAGGUGUUUUAUUUAAAAUGUAAACCACUACCUGCAUGUAAAGUCUUUUUUUUUUCCUGCGUUGUCAUAAAGAGUUUAAGCCCAUCGUGGCUUUUUUUUACCACUUCGUUUUUCAUUGACCACCAUCUGCGUGCGUCUGUCCAGCUCUUCUCGUCUGCUGGUCAGGAGCGUUAACCUGGGCAGAGCUGGCUGAGAGAAGUAGCCAUGAGAAACGUCCACGUAUUAUCCCCCGCCCCGUUUACUCCGGAGGUAGCAUGUGGGUGUCUUACAAGGCUGGACCAAUGAGCAGGCAUAAUUUUACUAACUCCAACAGUGUUAAAGCUGCUCGUUCCGGUCAAACUACACCAUGCCAUCUCAUUGCUCCUGUUACUUGAAAUGCCACCUGGUGUCUUUGCACAAACCCUAUUUUAGAUGACAUGACAGUAUUUUUAAAUUCACCACUGAAAUAUGGGUUACUCUGCAUGUUUUACUAUAGAUGUAAAUAGGUUUUGGAUUUUUAUAUUGUUUUUUUUUCUUUCCAUGCUCUCACAAGCAGUUGUGUUUAAUAAACUUUUUAAUCUUCCG
Molecule: messenger RNA, 5053 nt
Organism: Nothobranchius furzeri (turquoise killifish)
Lineage: Eukaryota; Metazoa; Chordata; Actinopteri; Cyprinodontiformes; Nothobranchiidae
Product: phosphofurin acidic cluster sorting protein 2
Biological process (GO): protein localization to plasma membrane
Molecular function (GO): transmembrane transporter binding
Source: RefSeq, a predicted model, not a curated record